AUGAAUAAAACAAAAUGCUUAGCUGCAGAAGCAUCAGUUAUUAAUAUUAGUUACAAUAUUGUUAGAGCAUUACAUCUUUUAUUGGGAAUAAUUGUUUUAUUAAUGCUUUUAAGGCUUGUGAGGACUUACAGAACAAAAUCGCUAAAAUUACAUUCAAAUAUUAUUAUUGUUCUAUUCACAUAUACGAAUCCUUGUGAUUGUUUGUUAAAAGUUUGGACUGUUUAUUUAUUUCGUAUUAUUCCAAACAUUUAUAAUUUUGGUUUGUCUUUAUUACAUUUUGCUUUAAUGAUUGAACGUAUAUUUGCUACAAUUUAUGUCAAAAUUUAUGAAAAACAAGGAAAAAUGUUUGGAGUUAUUAGCACAAUUAUUGGGUGGUCAUCAAUAACAAUUUUUGCUAUUUAUGUUUACAUAAGUUCAUCUAUGGAAAUUGAAACAUUUAAGUAUCCAAUGCCUUAUCUAAGUUUAACCAGUAUUUACAACUCUCAAAUUCUUUUUAAAUUACACUAUUUCUACCUAUUUUUGGUAAUAUGUAUUGCUUUUGCUGAUUAUUAUUUAAUUCGAAGAAAUCAAAAAAUUAAAUCAAAUUUUUCAACAACAGACUACAGCCUCAGUCAAAGUUAUCAAGCUAAACAAAAUAUUCUUGUUAUGAGAAUUAUCUUCCCUCUUGAUUUUUCUUAUACUUUUGUUUUUGCGAUAUUUAAUAUUCUAUCAUUUUUUAUCAGAUCAUUACGUGAAGAUUAUGGAAUACUUGUAUAUGUUCGGAAAUAUGAUGCUAUAUUUUUGGUAAAUACAAAAUUAUGCUUUUAA
This is a messenger RNA of Meloidogyne enterolobii, 807 nucleotides long. Lineage: Eukaryota; Metazoa; Nematoda; Chromadorea; Rhabditida; Meloidogynidae. The record is from the annotation of a GenBank genome assembly.